Molecule: messenger RNA, 405 nt
Organism: Lactuca virosa
Lineage: Eukaryota; Viridiplantae; Streptophyta; Magnoliopsida; Asterales; Asteraceae
Source: the annotation of a GenBank genome assembly
AUGUCUACAUUCGAGGGUGUCUUUGUCAAUGAUCCAUGGCUUCAGAGCCAAUUCACACAAGUGGAGCUUCGUAAACUUAGAACCAAAUUUAUUUCAGCAAGAAAUCAAGCCGGCACAGUCAAAAUAGAAGAUUUACCGCCAGUUUUGGCAAAAUUAAAGCCCUUCAAUGAAGUAUCAGGCCAAGAUGAGGUCUCACGCAUGUUAGGCGACUCUUAUAGUGAUUUGGCAAAAGAUUUGGAUUUUGAGGGCUUCCUUCGGGUAUAUUUAAAUUUACAAGCUCGAGCAAGUGCAAAAUUGGGGACUUCAAAAACUUUCAGAACUACUUCAUCUUUUUUCAAGUCCGGUGCAACCACCCUUCGCCAUAGCAUUAGUGAGACAGAAAAAGCUUCAUAUGUUAAAUCUUAG